Molecule: messenger RNA, 1956 nt
Organism: Colletotrichum navitas
Lineage: Eukaryota; Fungi; Ascomycota; Sordariomycetes; Glomerellales; Glomerellaceae
Product: putative Xaa-Pro aminopeptidase
Exons: 5
Coding region: 351-1928 (525 amino acids)
Biological process (GO): proteolysis
Molecular function (GO): metalloaminopeptidase activity; manganese ion binding
Source: RefSeq, a predicted model, not a curated record
UCACACACACGCACACACACACACGCACCUCUUGUCCUGCCGCCCUCCACCGUCCCGAAUCUCGCCCUCUCCGACCAAACAAACACUCGCGCGUGAACAUGCUAAAUCCGCAACCUUCCGGCAUUUGAGAUAUCUCCGAAGAGACUUGGCCUGCUUACCAAACCCGCCACGCCACGCAAGCGCCAUCCCAGCCGCAUCAUCUCACCCAUUGGAUUCGUACCUGUCAGCAGCAGACGGACGGCCUUGUUGCGGCAUAUCCACCGAGCACUCUUGAUAUAGAACUGCCCGAGGCCAACGCCACCCAACAUUGACUGAUCCGGAGAACCCCGCCCCGGAAACCGUGUGACACCAUGGAGACUGUCGUUGAUCACGAUGUCGUCGAGGUGGACGAGUUUGAUGCGCUGUCCAUCGAGGUGAAGACGGGGGCCGCGCCGAUUGAUUCGGUAGUGUCGGUCGCGCCGAUCCCGGCCAGAUUUCCCGCAAAACUCCACGCCCGCAAGGUCGCCGCGGAACUCAACGCCAGCGAUGGCCUCGUCUUCCUGCCCGGCGAGCCGAGCCGUAGUUACGAGGACUCGGAUAUGGGACCGGCCUUUAGGCAACGGCGAUACUUCUACUACCUGAGCGGCGCCAACUUCGCUGACUGCGCCGUGACCUACGAGCUCGCCUCGGACCGCCUCAUCCUCUGGGUCCCCUACGUCGAGCCGCGUCAGGUGCUCUGGUUCGGCUCGACGCCCGGCAUCUCCGAGUGCCUGAAGCAGUUCGACGUCGACGACGUGCGCUACACGACCCAGCUGAACAAAUUCCUGUACCGCCACCUCACGCCCGGUUCGACGCUGUACGUCAUCCACGCCGACCAGGUGCCACUGCACGGCGACUUCUUGCAGUCCGCCGCCGAGGUGCGCAUCGACGUGACGUCGCUGCAGCCCGCCAUGGACCAGGCGCGUGUCAUCAAGACGGAUUACGAGGUCGCCAUGAUCCGCAAGGCCGCGGCCGUCUCGGCACUGGCGCACCGCCGGGUCGCCGAGAAGCUCCUGAGGCUGGAGAACGAGAGCGAGAUCGAGGCCGUCUACCAGGCGUGGUGCACGACCUCCGGCGCGAGAGAGCAGGCGUACGCCAUCAUUGCCGGCAGCGGCAAGAACGCGAGCACGUUGCACUACGACGCCAACAACGAGCCGCUCGAGGGGAGGGAGGUCGUCGUCUUCGACGCCGGCUGCGAGUGGCACUGCUACGCGAGCGACAUCACCCGCACCCUGCCCAUCUCGGGCAAGUUCUCGGCCGAGGCCAGGGCGGUGUACGACAUCGUGGCCAGGAUGCAGGACGAGUGCAUCUCCUUAAUCCGCCCGGGCACCCUGUUCUUCGACCUGCACAUCCACGCGAGCAGGGUUGCGCAGCAAGGGCUUCUGAAGCUGGGCGUCCUCAAGGGCGACCCGGCCGAGGUCUGGGACGCGGGCACCGUCGCCGCCUUCUUCCCGCACGGCCUGGGACACCAUGUCGGACUCGAGGUCCACGAUGUCUCGGGGCGGGAGAGGCUGCUGCUGCUGAACAACGUCAUGGGCGGCCAAGGGGGCCGCGUAGGCAAGAGGGAGGUGGUCACGCCCGAGAUGCUGGGUGCCAUGGUGCAGGCUUCCGCGCUGGGUGCCGUGGGGGCGGCGCCGCCGCCGUAUAAGGGGCGGCAGUAUCUGCGGAAGAACAUGAUUGUGACGGUCGAGCCUGGCAUCUACUUCUGUCGGGAGUACAUCGAGGGCUACUUUCUCAGCAACCCCAGGCACGCACGCUUCAUCAACAAGACGGUGCUGGAGCGGUACUACCGCGUCGGCGGCGUGCGCAUCGAGGACGACAUCCUCGUGACGGAUUCCCGGUACGAAAACCUCUCGGCCGGCGCGCCCAAGGGGGAUGAGCUGGUGAGGGUCAUCAACGGCAAGGCGUAGUCUAGCGCGCGCCCGCGCCGGGGGGGGG